Messenger RNA from Strongyloides ratti, 1947 nucleotides. RefSeq names its product Potassium voltage-gated channel protein Shal. Gene Ontology annotation, biological process: protein homooligomerization; potassium ion transmembrane transport. The record is from RefSeq and is a predicted model, not a curated record. Gene Ontology annotation, molecular function: protein binding; A-type (transient outward) potassium channel activity. Bases 1 to 1947 code for a protein of 648 amino acids. NCBI's taxonomy places the organism in Eukaryota, Metazoa, Nematoda, Chromadorea, Rhabditida, Strongyloididae. The transcript has 4 exons. Gene Ontology annotation, cellular component: membrane; voltage-gated potassium channel complex.
AUGGCUUCAGUUGCUGCAUGGUUGCCUUUUGCUAGAGCUGCUGCUAUUGGAUGGGUACCAAUUAGUAGGCAGCCAAUGCCUGAAUUACCUCCAGUUUUGAUGGAUCGUGAUCUUGAUCAUGUUUCUGAUGAGAAAAUUUUAAUAAAUAUAUCUGGUAGAAAAUUUGAAACAUGGAAAAAUACUUUAGAAAAAUUUCCUGAAACAUUAUUAGGAUCAAAUGAAAAAGAAUUUUUCUAUCAAGAUGAGGAUAAUUGUUAUUUUUUUGAUCGUGAUCCAGAUAUCUUUCGUCACAUCUUAACUUUUUAUAGAACAGGAAAAUUACAUUAUCCAAAACAUGAAUGUUUAGUGGCUUAUGAUGAAGAAUUGGCAUUUUUUGGUAUAAUGCCAGACCUAAUAGCAGAUUGUUGUUAUGAAGAUUAUAAGGAUAAGAAACGUGAACAACAGGAAAGAUUAAUUGAAGAAAGAUUAGAAUCUGAUAUUAAAAAACAACAUUUUUUAACUAUACGUGAAAAUUUAUGGGCUGCAUUUGAAAAUCCCCAUACAUCAUCAGUAGCAUUGGUAUUUUAUUAUGUAACAGGAUUUUUCAUUGCAGUUUCUGUGAUGUGUAAUAUAGUAGAAACAAUACCAUGUAAGUAUCAUGAUGAUGGUGGUACUGUUACAUGUGGUGAUUUGUAUGAAAAACAAUUUUUUGUUGUUGAUACAGCAUGUGUCAUAAUAUUUACACUUGAAUAUUUAGCAAGACUUUAUGCAGCACCAGAUAGAUUAAAAUUUAUGAGAUCAAUUAUGUCUGUCAUUGAUGUUGUUGCUAUAUUACCAUAUUAUGUUGGUUUAGGAUUGCAAAAUAAUAAAGAUGUUAGCGGAGCUUUUGUCACACUAAGGGUAUUUAGAGUUUUUAGAAUUUUUAAAUUCUCUAGACAUUCACAAGGUUUAAGAAUAUUAGGGUAUACCUUAAAAUCAUGUGCUUCUGAACUUGGUUUUUUGGUUUUUUCUUUAGCUAUGGCUAUUAUUAUUUUUGCUACUAUUAUGUAUUAUGCUGAGAAAAAAACUCCUGAUACUAGAUUUACUUCUAUUCCAGCAGCAUUUUGGUAUACAAUUGUUACAAUGACAACAUUAGGUUAUGGUGAUAUGGUUCCAGGAACAGUAAUGGGUAAAAUAGUUGGUGGAAUAUGUUCACUUUCUGGUGUAUUGGUAAUUGCUUUACCAGUUCCUGUUAUAGUAUCAAAUUUUUCUAGAAUUUAUCAUCAAAAUCAAAGAGCUGAUAAAAGGAAAGCACAAAAAAAAGCAAGAUUAGCAAGAAUAAGAAUUGUAAAAAAUGCUUCUGGUCAAGCAUUAUUUGCUAAAAAGAAAGCUCAUGAAGAAAGAAUGAAAAUGUAUUUAAGUGGUGAUAUAACAAUAGAUAAUUUAAAAGAAGAAGAUAUUUUUGAAAUGCAACAUCAUCAUCUAUUACAAUGUUUAGAACGUGCCACAGAACGUCAAUAUGUUGAUUAUGAUCAUAUAUAUGAAAGUAAUCAACAUUUAUCUCCUCAAUUAUCUAUACGAUCAAACUCAACAAAUCAUGAUAAUUAUAAUAUAAAUUUUAUUAAAUGUUGUUUACCAAAAAAGGGACAUAAGAAAAGUGUAGAAGAGAUAGAUGAAGAAGCUGUUUUAAAUAUAAGGCUGCAUAAAAAAGAUACUCCAACAAUAAAUAAUUAUCAUAAUAUGUAUGAUAGAGGAAAAGACAAAAUUGUUAGUGAAGAAGAAUGUCAAUUAUAUUUAAGGUCCCAAAAUAUAUCUAAAAACGGUAGUAAUAGUAAGUCAAAUAAAACAAUAAUUAUUGAGGAAGAUGAAAAUAUCCCAUUAAAAAAUGAAGAAAUAAAUAGUGUUAGUAUGGAAUCUAGUGAUAAUAAAAAAAAUUCACUUGAAUAUGAAAUUCCUAUGAAUGGUGGUGUUGAAAAUAAUGAAGUUUAA